This is a messenger RNA of Blepharisma stoltei, 2118 nucleotides long. NCBI's taxonomy places the organism in Eukaryota, Ciliophora, Heterotrichea, Heterotrichida, Blepharismidae. The record is from the annotation of a GenBank genome assembly.
AUGGAGCCAACCAUUGUGUCAACCUGCUCUUUAGAUCAGUGGGCUUUGGAUUUCAAAGGAAACGAGCAGCGCAUAAUAGAAUCAAUCAUCCAAGCCAAGCGCAUGCAUAAUGCCAAAAUUCGGCUUGGCUCUCAAGCCGAAGUAACUGGCUAUAGCAUCGAAGACCAUUAUGUAGAGCCUGAUACGAUCUAUCACUCUUGGCAGGUGUUAUUGAACGUAAUCAAAGUAACCCUCAUUCCUCCAUAUAACGAUAUCCUUUGCCUUAUUGGUAUGCCUCUAUAUUUUCACGGAGUUGUUUACAAUUGCAGUGUGCUAAUUUACAAUGGAAAAGUAAUCCUGAUCAAGCCUAAAGUUGUACUUGCAGAUGAUGGACUUAAUAGAGAAAAACGUUGGUUUACUGCAUGGUGUGGAAACAGAGAACUCAUGCAGUACAGCUUACCAGCCUUCAUCACUGAUGUGACUGGUCAGCAAACUGCGCCAUUUGGAAAUGGAAUGCUGAGAUCUGAAGACGGCUAUUUAAUAGGAGUCGAAACUUAUGAAGAAUUAUUGUCGCCAGUCUCCUCAAGCACUGAAUUAUUUUUGAUGGGAGCCCAUAUUGUUCUGAACAUGGGGGGAAAUCCUUUCCAGAUGUCAAUAGAAUUUCAGAAAUGGUAUAGCAUGAUGUCGGCAUCAGUCAAAACAGGAGGCAUUUAUAUGUAUUCUAACCAAAUCGGUUGUGACGGGCACCGCACCUAUUUUAAUGCAAGAUCAAUGAUAUUUUUAAAUGGAAAUUGUUUUGCCACAACUGAGCCAUUCUCAAUGAAGUCAGUAGAUGUGGUUUCAGCAGCCCUUGACUUAAGUGAAGUGGAUAGUUAUAGAAAUGCAAUUGCUUCAAGAAAUAUGCAAGCUAAAGAUAAAAUUUUAGAACAAUUCCCUGUCAUUGUGGUUCCUGGGUUUAAACUUCUUGUGAAAAAUUCAAUAGAGUCUUCAUUGCCAAUUCAAGUUCCAGAAUACUCUAGGGCAGAAGAAACUGGGUUUGCGCCUGCUUGCUAUCUUUGGGAUUAUUUACGCAGGACUAAUGCAAGUGGCUUUUUCUUACCUUUAUCUGGAGGCUCUGAUUCUGCAAGUGUGCUGGCUAUAAUAGCAAUUAUGUGUAGAAAAGUGAUGCAUUGCUUAAACGUGUUUAAAGGCUAUAAUCUUGAGGUUUUACAAAACGAUUUGAGAAGAAUUAUAGGGAAAAUUCCUGAAAACCACCAUGAAAUGCUUCAUGAAAUUAUGCAUACAGCUUAUUUAGCGUCUGAAAACAGCUCAGAAGAGUCUAAAGCAAGAGCAAAAAAUUUAGCUGAAGAAAUAGGCUCGAAUCACUUUGAGGAGAAUAUUGAUGAAGUCUAUAAUGAAUAUUUAAACAUGUUCACUAGCCUAACAAAUAGUAAUAUACCAAAAUAUGAGUCAAAAGGAGGAACAAAAUAUGAAGAUGUUGCCUUGCAAAACUUGCAAGCUAGAAUUCGUAUGGUCGCAAGUUAUAUGGCUGGACAGCUUCUACCAUGGGUUUUAGGAAAGAAAGGGUUUUUAAUUAUCCUGGGAAGUGGAAACAUUGAAGAAUCUUUAACUGGAUAUAUGACAAAAUAUGAUACUUCAAGCGCAGAUAUCAACCCCAUUGGAGGAGUUUCAAAAAUUGAUUUAAGACACUUUUUGCUUUGGGCUUCAGAAAGAUAUAAUUAUCGCUCAAUUAUCCCGAUUCUUGAAGCGACUCCUACAGCUGAGCUACAGCCUCUUUCUGACUGGCAUACGUUACAACAAACUGAUGAGCACGAAUUAGGAUUAAGCUACGAAGAAAUUCAUUUGAUGGCAAUGCUCAGAAAAAUUGACCACUGUGGCCCUCUAUACAUGUUUAAUCGGUGCCUGACUGAAUGGAAAACAAUGGAGCCUGAAUUAGUUGCUAAAAAAGUGAAAAAAUUCUUUACGUAUUAUGCAGUCAAUAGACAUAAAAUGGUAACGCUAACACCUGUCAUUCACAUGGACUCGCUUGGCUGCGAUGAUAACAGAUAUGAUCUUAGACCAUUCCUAUAUAACUCAAAGUGGGAAGCCCAAUACAACGAUAUUGACAAAAUCGUGGAAAACAUUAAAAACCCUCAAUAA